Molecule: messenger RNA, 5553 nt
Organism: Coprinopsis cinerea okayama7#130
Lineage: Eukaryota; Fungi; Basidiomycota; Agaricomycetes; Agaricales; Psathyrellaceae
Exons: 28
Coding region: 1-5553 (1850 amino acids)
Biological process (GO): protein dephosphorylation
Cellular component (GO): protein phosphatase type 2A complex; cytoplasm
Molecular function (GO): protein phosphatase regulator activity
Source: RefSeq, a predicted model, not a curated record
AUGGCCACCCCCCACAACGAGUUACGGAAACCGCACGCUCAGGCAGCCCCACGGGCACAGGACCACAGAGUCGAUGUGGGGCAAGGUGAUCAUGACCGCUCUACCAAAGCGGACGACACUGUCUAUCAAACAGACGGCAAAGUCUGGUCUCUAUAUCUCACCGAAGCGACGGACCAGGCAAAGGAACAGGUUGAAUUGUGGAAAACCGAAAUGGAAUCUCUCCUGCUUUUCGCUGGUUUGUUUGCCGGAGUGGUGGCUUCUUUCCUGGUGGAAGCUCGUUCGAAGCUUAGAGAGGACGAACAGGAAGCCUUGCUCGCGGAUAUACGGAACGGCGUUCGUUCACUACCACCACCCACCCAGGAGUUUCGUCCCAAUACGAGCCUCGUCUGGGUUAACGGGCUUUGGUUCUCCAGUCUGCUGAUUACCCUAUUCAGCGCGAUCAUGGCCGGACUGGCUCGCGGCUGGAUAGUCAAGCUCAUUCCGAAUUCCACAAGUCAUCAAUCGACGGAAGCAGUGAAACGAUGGAAUCUGGACCAAACUGCGACAUCAUGGGGGCUACAGGACCUAAUCGCAGUAGUCCCGUUCCUGGUCCAACUCGCCUUCUUCCUAUUCGCCUUAGGGCUGGCACUUCACGUUCUCCGAGACCACCCUAAGUUGGGCGGAUUCGUUCUCGCCGCCGUCCUUUUAAGUUUUGCCGUGUAUCUGGUUCUCUCGUUCCUCCCACUUUGGCGCGGUGGAGAGUUCUGUCCCCUCCAGACUCCUUUGUCGACCAUUCUACUAGGCAACCGAGAAAAGCUUCGCAGGCUCUACGCCAAGAUCACGAAAGGUAGAUUGUCGAUCUUCAUGCUUGUGGAUUCUCUGACCACAGAUCUACUAGGACCGCAAGAUUCGAAGCCUGAAACAUCGGAACCCCUCGUACCGGACGUCCUGACGAAAAUUCUGUACCAAAGAUUGAUCCUAUCGAAGAAGGGAGCUCAUGUGGACGAGGCUUUUGCUGAGCUCUCGCUCUGGAAGAAUCCUUCGCGCGAUCAUAUGACAUUCCUGGCCAAUUCACAAGCACCAGCUAUCUGCCUUCACCGGCUGCAAAAGAUUGUGCAUGUGGAGCGCCUUGAUACAACUCAGCAACACGUCUUGCGAAACUACCUGGAGGUUUUCGCCCUGUUCGUCAAGCAUUCGCAGGAUCAGGAAGCCAGUUCGGAAAGCGAUUUGGACGAAUUGCUCAAGAGCUCAAUUAGGCCGAGUUAUCCUUUUCAUCGGUGGGAUAUUUUCCCGGAGUCUUUGCGCCCUCUGGCCUUUACUAUCAGGGCUGCGAUCCUCAUGAACUACCACCUCGGAGAUCUUUCUCUGGAGGAGCUCAACGAACAGCCUUGGGUUAAUCUCGUACGGAAUCUCCCGACUCGAGAUCGCCGCAAUUUCGUCAUGGUGGCCUGCAGAGGCAUCGCCACGAGGGGACAUCGAUUGGAGGGCGAACUUCCAAAUCUCCGUACGGCCUGCACCAUGGCCAUCGGGCUGCACUUGGCUAGAACUAUGGCCAACGGCAGGAAAAGUGAAUGGUGGUCGGUUGCAGACGACGACAGGCAGAGGGUCCGUAAACUUUGUCAUCGAUACCUGGAACAGCUUUUGGAACGGAAUGCCUCGCAAUGGGUAUCCAAGGCAUCACAACAAUUGGAUAAUCCACUCGAGGCAGCGUUGGAGGCCCGGGGACUGCCCUGCGAUAUUCACACAGCUAUCUCCCAUCCCAAUCUAAGUAUUCGAAAGCCGGCAUUCGCAUUCGCUCUGUCCCUCCGUGAAGAAGGUCGCUUAAUUGAAGGACAAGGAAUCAAAGCUUUACUUCAAAUCAUCAAUGAAAAUAGAUCGACUGGUGCCCAGAAUAGCAUGUCGGAUGCCUUAGAAUUUCUUGUAUGCUAUUUCGAAGGGCUCCAGUUCAGCGAUACAUUUUCAGAGUUAUUCGUUGAACUGCUGGAGUUUGUCCUUGGCUGCACCGUUGCUACCGUCCACGCCAGAGUCAUACCCGUCGUGGCUAGGAUCAUUUCAAAGUUCUCCAGCGAGCAAAAUCAUUUUCUGGAUCGUAUAUUUGGGAAAAGAGACGACUUGGACGAAAGAUGUCAAGAAAUCAUGGCCAUUACCUUCACGACCCCGUGUAUGGACGUUCGCCGUUCCUUAUUUGACGUUCUGCGACUGCUCAACCAAGCUGGAAAAUUUUCUGGCGAAUCUUUCCCGACUACUUGGAAUCUGAGCCGUAUCUUUUGGAAGCAAAUAUCGCACCCGUCCUCUACAGUCACCACCCGCUUAUGUGCCGUGGAGACACUGUUCCGCUAUGCUGAUUUCGGAUUCGACAUCACGGGGUGCUAUUUACUCAGUUGGCAGUACAUAGCCCGCGAAAGCGAUAUCAAGGGCUUGAUUGCUGGAUUUGGCGAAGCGGACCCUCGAGAGUCAGCCUCUGAACUCCACAACCAAGACGCUAAAGCCUUUCUGGAAGACCCGAUGAUUGAUCGUGCUAUUGAAGGCCUCGUCCUCUUGGCAGUCAACGAUGACGAUGACGACGUCCAAAAAGCUGGCGCGAAAUUGCUCUCGAUACUAGUAAACAAAGCCGACACUUACCGGGAAAUUAUUGUUUUCCACCUCCCUCCGCAGGUUGACAUACCUUCGGCCACAAACCACGCACAGUGGUACCGUGCAUGCGGAUGGGUCAGGAUUCUCGUGCUUCUCAGUGGCAAUGAUGAGACUAGAGACACUGUGCACGAGAUAAUCUCAAGAAGCUUCGACCAAGAAAGCAAUGAAGAAACUCUUACAGUGGUUGAACUUCCACUGCUCGCUCUCAUGACAGCCAUGGCGUUCCGUACGCCCUGGUAUAUCUGCCGCGCUUGUACAUCAAUCCUUACGAAGGUAUCGCAAAAACCCGGCUGGAACGAGGUUUUUCAUCUCCUCGCCGCUGAAGCAUUGAACACUGGAAAUGAAGAGGACAUUAGGGAGCACGCCUUGCUAUGUAUCCUCGAGCUGAUUCGCAUCCCUCCGAAGGAUUGUGGCCCCCAGUCCAAGUUCCGACAGGUUGAUAUCACCAACGCCGAUGUUGCGCUUACCAUCGCCGACCUUGGUCUUGAUUCCCUGUCUUGUGAUCCCGUUACGAAAGUUCGGGAACGAUGGGCCCAACUGCUGGAAAUAUUCGCGCAAGGCUCUGAUGACCUCGCACAUAAGUCGGUUGGAAAGCUUCUUGAACUGGCUACCAACGACCAGAACGGUGCUGUUCGUCGGAGGGCACUAGAAAGUCUUGCCUCUCUGGUGGAUAAGCAAUGUAUUAGCGUUGGUCAUGAGCCACCUUGGAUUUCUGUUGCGCGCAAUGCGGUUCUGAAAAGAAUUGUUCACGACACAGAUGAUAUACUUUCCAAGGACGACUCGUGGGGAGCACGCGAAGCCUGGAUGGUGAUUUUGGGAAAGCUCGCAACGGAACUAGGUUUUGCUGAGAACCGGAUCGCUAUAUCGAAGGCAUUCGAGGUAGCUCUAAAGGACGAGGACUCAGAUGUUCGCCGGGCGGCCGUUGAGUCUCUGACAUUGAUCUGCAAUGACUUGGAUCAAGCGCAGAGCAAAGAAGAAAUCAGAGAACUACUUGGUCUAACCCGUCAUUUGGAGGCAAUACUUGAAGUGUCUGAUCCGGGUAUACCUUGGCCUAAGCUGGCCCAUGCCCUCUACGUCGAUAACGGAAUUCCAGACGCGACCUUUGUCGACGAGCUCAUUGAGAUUGCUUUCGGGCCAAAUAACCAGAGCCACAUGGCAGCUGCAGAUUUCCUAGGGGGAAUUCUGAAUGCUACAAAGGGGAACGGGUCCUCCUUCGGGGACGAGUUCUUAAAGAAGACCUUGGACAAAGGCGGCGCCUUACGAACCGUUGAUAGUGAUGGCGGGAUGAUUCGAAAAGCAUGGGCGAAAGCCAUAGCCAGCGGGUUAUCACAUUCUAAGAACGACACACCUCAUCGAGCUUCCGGCUUGGAAAGGCUCGCCGACCUGGCUUUUCACGACCCACAAGAAUCAGUUCGUUUCACAGCCAUCCACUCACUCUCAGACCUUGUAGAGCAGCACGAGUUCGCAAUGCAAUUCUUCGUAAAGCUAUUCGAGUCCCCUCGAUAUGGUUUGCAAGUAUCAAACGACAAAUCUUUGGUAGUUCGUCUGGCUUGGAUCAAGGCACUUUCGACGUUGCCGAUCGAUCUUCAUUCACCUUUUGCCAUCGGAAUAGUAUACAAUCUUCACGACGCCUUGGGUAACGCACGGUCAACUCUAGUCGGUCUGUUCACUGGGGAUGACGACGAAGAUGUUCGCCUGGCGGCAGCCGAGGCCUUGCAGAAGUUACUGGAGGUUGAUAAGGGCAACGUCUGGAAGACAUUGUCCGACAUCCUGUCGAAGGCUUUUGAAGCUUCCCUCAACGGCCCCAAUCAUCUUUGCCGUCUCCGCGUCAUCGAUACAAUGCGCGCAGGUCUCUCGAUACAGAAUUCGCGAUUUAGAUUUCCCAACCUUCUGAAAGGCCUUGCAUCAUCACUACUCCAAGCUGCCAUGAGAAACGAAGGGACCCCCGUGCAAAGAGCAGCCGAGCAUUUUUUGCUUGACCUCAUCAACGCCAAAGCGCUUCCAGCUGACACCACCAUCGAUCUACUGUACAAGAUGCAGGAGUGUGCUACAGGGCCGAUCAUUGACGGUGGAUCCACUAUUGUCUUCAAGGUCAUCGAAAACUUAUCCAACGUCCUACAUGACAAUGGCGCCCUGCUGAAUACGGCGAGAUCUCUAACGCCAAAAUUGAUGCAUUCACUAGGUCAUAUACGCAAAGCAGCCGUCGUUUCAUUGACGAAGGUUCAGCGAAGAGCCGAUUGGUCUGUCGACCAAGAGAGCUACAGGUCCCUGGCCUCGAUCGCCGCUGAGCUUCAGACAGUCGCGUUGAAAGACCCGUAUGACGACAACCGCUUGGCCGCUCUGGAGCUGCUGGUCGAACUUUGUCAAGAAGUGACCUUCGAACAAAUUCCUGCGGUAGUGAAGGCGGGAAGUCCGCAGUUUUUGGCGUUGCUUCAAAGGAGGGACCUUCGAACUCCAGCAGUGGAAUUGAUCUCGUUAUUGUCGCAAGACGAUCGAUUUCGUGAGAAGGUCGCGUCCUGGGUUGUAUCAUCUCUGGUACAGAACGAGCACCCUCCGUAUGAUGCUGCAGAGCUUCUGGCAAACCUCGUCAUAUGCGGUCGAUUGAGAGAUUCCAAUCACAACCAGAGACACUUCGACUACAUCCUGCUACUGCUCGCGUCUGUUCUAACCUCAAACCCGGAGGCGAGCAUGGAAAGGUUCCAGUUUUCCCUCGCCACUGGCCUACAUUAUUACUUUGGUCAUGGCGCGAGUUCGGCUACUGGCCUUCGAUGUCUAAAGACAAGCUCGGAAGAUGCGGAGAAAAACGGAGGAGGGGUUGUGCAGGAGGUCGCAGGGCCCUUCCCAGAUGACUUGGUUGAUUGGUUUAUGGCUGCCCUUUUUGGUCCGCAUACCACACAGAACGAGGUUGACGACUGGCUUGAGACCGAGAGGUAUCUUUGA